Messenger RNA from Carassius carassius (crucian carp), 1137 nucleotides. RefSeq names its product fructose-1,6-bisphosphatase isozyme 2-like. Gene Ontology annotation, biological process: fructose 1,6-bisphosphate metabolic process; gluconeogenesis; fructose 6-phosphate metabolic process. NCBI's taxonomy places the organism in Eukaryota, Metazoa, Chordata, Actinopteri, Cypriniformes, Cyprinidae. Gene Ontology annotation, molecular function: fructose 1,6-bisphosphate 1-phosphatase activity. The coding region runs from base 1 to 687 and encodes 228 amino acids. The record is from RefSeq and is a predicted model, not a curated record. The transcript is spliced from 5 exons. Gene Ontology annotation, cellular component: cytosol; cytoplasm.
AUGUCAGACCGGGGUUCUUUCGACACUAAUGUUGUGACUUUGACGAGAUUUCUGCUUGAAGAGGGCAGAAAAGCCAAAGGCACGGGCGAGCUGACAACACUCCUGAACGCGAUGUGCACGGCUGUAAAAGCCAUCUCGAGCGCUGUCAGGAAAGCAGGUCAAAAUCAAGAAGCCCUUCAACUUUAUGGCAGUGCAACCAUGAUUGUCCUCUCCACAGGUCAGGGAGUCAACUGCUUCAUGUUAGAUCCAGCUAUUGGCGAGUUCAUUCUGGUUGACAGAGAUGUGAAGAUUAAGAAGAGAGGCAAGAUCUACAGUCUGAAUGAAGGUUGUGCCCUUUAUUUUGAUCCUGCCGUCACAGAGUACCUGCAGAAGAAAAAGAUUCCAGAGGAUGGCAGUGCACCCUAUGGAGCGCGUUAUGUAGGCUCAAUGGUGGCAGAUGUGCAUCGGACGCUUGUUUACGGAGGAAUCUUCCUUUACCCUGCAAAUGUGAAGAGCCCCAAAGGAAAGCUCAGACUGCUCUAUGAGUGCAACCCCAUGGCCUUCAUCAUGGAACAGGCCGGAGGGAUGGCCACCACAGGGACCACCAACAUCCUGGACAUCCAGCCCGAGAGCCUCCAUCAGUGGGUGAUGGGUUCCCCUGAUGAUGUCCAAGAGUACAUCUCCAUCUAUCAGAAACAUCAUAAAUGAAGAGCAAUAGUCAGAAUGUAUAACAAAGACUCAAAGAAUCAUGAAGAUAUAUCUACUUGACACUCCAAAAUAAGAUACAAAAGUGUAUUCUUACUUUCAAAAUACCUCUAUAAAAAACCAAACACUGUCUCCAUGAAGAAAUAUAAGAAGAAUUUUUGAUGACGCUGAUUUUUUUACAUCCAAACUUUAGAACAUUAGAACAUUUAGUUGAGGCUGUUUUUAGAGAAACACACUGUUUUCCACAUUAGACAGUUUCUCUGAGUCUUAACAGCUGCUGAAUUUGUCGGCCAAAAAGACAGAAGCAAGUUCAUGGCAUAAAUGAGGAUGAUUUGAAUAUAAAGUUGAUCUUGUUUCUGUCUGUACAGACCAAAUAAUUACUUGUGCCCUAUUGCACCCUAUUGAGGAAAGCUGUGAAUAAAGUUCUUGAAAAAAAACAGAGCCUUUUCGAGA